UACAUUGCUUGUCAAGGUCCAAAUACUGCUAGUGUGAAUGACAUGUGGAGGAUGAUUGUUCAGGAAAAUGUUGUUAUCAUUGUCAUGGUAACGAACCUUGUGGAAGGCAAGAGGACUAAAUGCCAGAAAUACUGGCCAGAUAUUGGUUGUAGACAAACAUAUGUUAAUAUUGUCGUCACGAACAUGGAAGAAAGUGAUCAUGGCUACUACACCAUUCGCAAGUUCAAGGUUGACACCCAAGGGAUGUCGCGUGAGGUGUGGCAAUACCAUUUCACUGACUGGCCUGACAAAAGUGUUCCACCGGUUGUCACCCCUCUGGUCGAGUUUAUCUACGAGUUUAAAGAAGCGAAAAAGGUCUUGCCGAGUAGUACUGGACCUUAUGUAGUCCAUUGCAGUGCCGGGGCCGGGAGAACUGGAACAGUUAUCACGAUCGACGCCAUGUUGGAUAUGGCAGAACGCACAGAAACAGUGAAUGUGUUCAAUUUUGUCAGGAACAUGAGAGAAAAUCGCGUUCAGAUGGUGCAAACUGAG
Molecule: messenger RNA, 531 nt
Organism: Anneissia japonica
Lineage: Eukaryota; Metazoa; Echinodermata; Crinoidea; Comatulida; Comatulidae
Product: tyrosine-protein phosphatase 16-like
Exons: 5
Biological process (GO): protein dephosphorylation
Molecular function (GO): protein tyrosine phosphatase activity
Source: RefSeq, a predicted model, not a curated record